This is a messenger RNA of Didymodactylos carnosus, 357 nucleotides long. The record is from the annotation of a GenBank genome assembly. NCBI's taxonomy places the organism in Eukaryota, Metazoa, Rotifera, Eurotatoria, Philodinida, Philodinidae.
AAUAGUUGACUUUUUCUUAAUAAUAGACUUUAUAAAAUCAGGUUUAUGUAAACGUCAAAACUAAAAAUGUUCUCUCAUUUUAGUCAAUAUAAAGAUGACUUGAUCGAUUUCGAUAUCUGGCCUGCAGGAUUACCCGAUUUGAGUUCAAAUGUUCUGGGUAUCAUAAAUGACGAUGAAAAUUUAGCAAUGAAGCAAGAACUUGAAAGUGCGUUGAUUCGUUUAAAAGUAGCUGAAGAAGAGAACGCAUUACUGAAAAAGAAAUUGGAAAAUAUAAAAGAUAUAGUAAAUCUUUGUGUUUUAAUUGUGUUAAAAAAUAAUGUUCAACGAUUCCUCUAUGAUGAGCAGACAUUUUCGUAA